UUCUGUGCCCCCUGGAGUCUCAGGAUGAGGACCAUCACAGGCAGUUUCACUGCCUCCCUCCAGCAGUGCGCUGGAAUCAGACUUUGGCGGAAUGUCAGCUGGCCUGGCUGGGAGCUACUCCUGGGUGGCAUGGCUGCCCUGCCCACCACCUUUGUCCACAGCGUCUCCUGUUUCCUGAGCAGCCUUUACUCCGUUGUUGCUCCAGGGGGUCAGGGCCUGCCACCACCUACAUUAUUGAUGACCCUGCUGCAAGGCAGGGAGCCCAGGGGUGUAGACUGAACUUGCACACCCUACUAGAACAGAACUAGUUGUCGGGAAUCACAGUCACCCUGAAGGGGUGUGGCGAAGCCCCUCUCCAUUGGAACAUCACCAUGGGCCGUAGAAAGGGCAAAGAAUCCAAGAGUUCACAGGGACCCAAGAGGCAUUCUGGGGAACAAGAAUCCGGUUCCAUCAGCACAGAAGGUGCUCCCAUCCGAGAACUACAGGGCCACGGUAAGGCUCAUAGUGCAGAGGGGUUGGCCUUGGAACCCGCCACCGAAGGGGGGUGCCAGGGAACCGCAGACGGUGGCAGGAAGCCCACUCCAGAAGGAACGGGUGCAGGGCCUGGGCCGGAGGUCCAGGAGGGAGGCGGCAGCGAUAGACGUCGAGGAAGCGCACACCCGGAGAGCAGCGGGCGGGCAGGGCAGCGCCCUCUCCGCCGCCGCCGGAGAGGGAAGGGGCGGGGGCCUGCGGCUCGGCGCAGCAGCCGGGAGACCCGCAGGGGCAAAGCCGAGGACACGUCGUCGGGCGGGGACGGGGACAGUUCCUGCCUGGAUAGUGAAGAGCGCGAGGCCCCGGAGAGUGCGGGUUCGCCGGGCCCCCAAGCCCCGCAGGAGUCAGCGCGCGCCCCCAGCCAAGGGCCCGGCAGCGACGAGCCCCCGGAAGGGUCAUCCGGGGCGGGGGCCCCAGGGGCCACCGAGGACGCCAGGACCGACACAGACUCGAGUGCUGAGCGGCCCGGGCCUGGAAGGGGCGCCCAGGCAGCCCCCGCCACGGCGAGCCGAGCUACCGAGGCCGAAGAGCCCGAGGCGGACACGAAGACCACGACCUCCGGCCCGCUCGACAGCAGCCGCGCGAGCUCCCCGCGAAGCCCUGCGGCUGCCCGCCAGGUGCAGGACCCGAGUGGUGGCGGGCCGCAGCCGGAGACCGAGCCGCCGCGCGGCCGCGAGCAGGACCAGGAGCGCCUGGCGCAGCUGGACGAGCAGGAGGAGGUGCCGGGCGCGGCGGGCGCCAGCGCGGCGGGGGCUGCACGGGCUCACGCGCCCCGGCUCCGAGCUCCGCUGGCCGCCCUCGAGGCGCUCCGCAGGCUCCGCGCCAGGCCCCCGGCCGGCCCCGCUCCCCAGCCCGCGGACGUCCGCGGCGGCGGCGGCCUCAAGGAGCGGGCAGUGCGCGUGGCGCGGGCCCUGGGCCUCUCGCGGUGGCUGCGGGGCGCCGGGCGGGGGGCGGGCGGGGGGCGGGGCCGCGGGCCGGCUGGGCGGCGCCCUGUAGCGCUGCGCCUGGCGGGCGUGGUGGGGCUGGGGGUCCGGGCGAGCGCGCCCCCUGGUGGCACCCUGAGCUCGCCUCAGGCCGCCGGGGGUCGGGGCCCCCACGACGCUUCUGAACAAGGCGGCCAGACUCCGGACCCCAAGUUCGUAGUGGAGCACCCCACGAGUCACUUGGCAGGGAAGGCGUCGAGCGGCCGGAGCUCAGAGGCCGCGGGGAGCUCGGCGGCCAGUGAGGGGCGCAGGGCGAGUGGAGACGGGGCCGCCGGGCCCCGCUGCGCGUCUCCCCCCGACGUGCGUCCUCUGGAGGAGCGCGGCCGCCGCAGCGAAGCGGAGCGGGAGGCCCCCGCGCACUGGGCGCAGGGCCUGGGCGCCCAAGAAGACCCCGGGCUUGGCACCGACGUUUUGCUGCCCCGACUCACCCUGGAGACGCGCCUGCGGCGGGAAGGGAGCUCGGGUCGCAGCGGCCCCGCAAGGGAGCGGUGGGAACCAGAGGAUGAGACGGAGGCGGCGCUGGAGAGGGACCUGGAGCUGGGCCUGGGGCUGCGCCUGCAGCCACCUGGCGGCCCCGGGGCCGCGGGGGGGAGCCUCUGGGUCAGCCUGGAAGACACGGAGGACCUGGCUCGGCUUCGACCCGUGUGUGACAGUUCCGUGCUCUUGUGCCUCAAGAAGAGAUUUCACCUGGGCCGAAUCUAUACCUUUGGGGGAUCCCUCCUGCUUGCUCUGAACCCCCUCCGGCCCCUGCCUCUCUUCUCACCCGAAGUUCAGGCCAGCUACCACCCCAGGAAGGCCCCCAAUACCAUCCCACACAUCUUUGCCAUUGCGGCAUCAGCCUAUAAUCUGACUCAGAGCACUGGGCAGGGGACGUGCAUUCUCCUUGGUGGACACAGUGGCUCAGGGAAGACAGAAGCUGCCAGAAAGAUUGUGCAGUUCCUAGGCAGCCUGGAGCAGGGGCAGGCACGGGUCCGAGGUUGUCAGCUGGGUGAUGUGCUGCCCAUGCUCCAAAGCUUUGGUCAUGCCGGAACAGCCCUCAAUGCCAACGCCAGCCGCUUUGGCCAGGUCCUGGACUUCUUCCUACAGCACGGGGUCAUCGUGGGAGCGUCUGUUUCACAUUAUCUGUUGGAGACCUCAAGGGUGGUGUUUCAGGCCCAAGCUGAAAGAAACUUCCAUGUCUUUUAUGAGCUGCUGGCAGGGCUGGACCCCAUGGACAGGGAGCGUCUUUCCCUGCAGGACCCAGAGACUUACUACUACCUCAACCAGGGCCACACCUGCCAGCUGCCGGGCAAGAAGGAUGCCCAAGACUUCCCAGAGCUGGUGAAGGCCCUACAGAUGCUGGGUUUGUGCCCUGAGGAGCUGAGCUCAAUCUGGGCUGUGCUGGCCGCCAUCCUGCAACUGGGCAACAUCUGCUUCUCCUCUUCUGAGCGGGAAUCCCGGGAGGUGGCCUCCGUGUCUAGCUGGGCUGAGAUCCACACAGCUGCCCAGCUGCUGCGCGUGCCUCCUGAGAGUCUGGAGGGUGUUAUAACCCGGCGGGUCACGGAGACACCCUAUGGCCGGGUUUUCAGAUCCUUGCCUGUGGAAAGUGCCAUCGAUGCCAGGGAUGCCCUGGCCAAGGCCCUGUAUUCGAGGCUCUUCGCCUGGCUUCUCAGGAGGACCAAUGAGCAGCUGGCGCCACCCAGGGAGGGAAGCAGCACAGACACUGUCACUGUCACGGAUGUCUAUGGCUUUGAGGCUCUGCAGGUGAACGGCCUGGAGCAGAUGUGCAGCAACCUGGCCAGCGAGCGCCUACAACUCUUCUCCUACCAGACUCUGCUGGCCCAAGAGGAGGAGCUAUGUCGGCAAGAGCUGUUGCCCUGGGCACCGAUCCUCCAGCCUCCAAGAGAGUCUUGCCUGGACCUCCUGGCCGACCAGCCACAGAGCCUCCUGCAGAUCCUGGAUGCUCAGACCUGGCGGGCCCAGGCCACUGACCACACCUUCCUCCAGAAGUGCCACUAUCACCAUGGCGAUCACCCGUGCUAUGUCAAGCCCCAGCUGCCCCUUCCUAUCUUUGCUGUGCGGCAUUAUGCGGGGACUGUCACCUACCAGGUUCACAAGUUUUUAAACAGAAACCGUGAUUAUCUUGACCCAGAGAUGGUGGAAAUGCUUGGCCAGAGCCAGCUGCAGCUGGUGGGCAUCCUUUUCCGGGAAGCGGAGCCCCAGGCUAGGGGAGAGCAAAGCAAACCCACGAUGGCCUCAUGUUUCCAGAAGUCCUUGGGGGACCUCAUAGCCCAGCUGGGCAGGAGCCAUGUGUAUUUCAUCCAGUGCCUCAACCCCAACCCUGGAAAGCUUCCAGGCCUCUUUGAUGUGACUCAUGUGGCAGCGCAGCUGCACCAGGCGGGUGUCCUGGAGGCGGUGUGUAACCGCAGUGCCAACUUCCCUGUACGCAUGCCCUUCCGGGCCUUCCUGACCAGAUUUCAAGUCCUGGGCACAGACGGGCAAGGAGACUCCUGUGAUCGGGAGAGAUGUGGCACUGUGCUGAGCCAAGUGCUGGGGACUGAGUCACCCCUCUGUCACCUUGGAACCACCCAGCCUCUGCUCCCAGGUUCUGCUGCAGGAGUCAGGCUGGCAGCAGCUGGAGCAGUGUUGGGCCCAGCGACGCACCCAGGCCCUCUUCACCCUGCGCCGCGGCCUCCGUGCCUGCAUCUCCCACCAGCGCCUCCGCCUCCUGCCUCGGCUGCAGGCGCGCGUGCGAGGGCUCCAGGCCAGCGUGGGCACUGCAGUGACUGGCACAGUGGCAAAACCUCCAAGAAAAUGCCAAGCAUGGAGCUGGGGCGACUGGAGAUCCCGGCGGAGCUGGCCGUGAUGCUGAAGACAGCAGAAGGCCAUCAGCUCACCCUGACUGAGAGCAUCACUGAGUCCAUGCCCCCAGAAGUGCCGGCACGGCCCAGCCUGACCCUCCCACCAGAUAUCGACCGUUUCCCCUUCUCCAGCUUCGUCUCCACCAGUUUUCAGGAGCCAUCUCUGCCCAGCCCCGGCCAGCCCCUGGCCAAACCCCUGACCCGGCUGGAUGGUGAGAACCCUCAGCGAGCCCUGGACAUCAACAAGGUGAUGCUGUGGCUUCUGGAGGAUGGGUCCCUACCACCCUGGCAGGAGCAGACGCUGGGCACGUACCUGGUGCGGCAAGGCCUGCGCCGGCCGGGCCUGCGGGACGAGCUCUUCAGCCAGCUGGUGGCCCAGCUCUGGCACAACUCAGAUGAGCAGCAGAGCCAGCGCGGCUGGGCCCUCAUGGCUGUCCUGCUCAGUGCCUUCCCCCCAAUGCCAGCCCUGCAGAAGCCACUGCUCAAAUUCGUGUCUGACCAGGCCCCCAAAGGCAUGGCGGCUCUGUGCCAGCACAAGCUGCUAGGAGCCCUGGAGCAGACACGGCUGGCCCCUGGGGCUGCACGGGAGCACCCCCCUACCCAGCUUGAGUGGAAGGCUGGAUGGCGGCGGGGUCGCAUGACACUGGAUGUCUCUACGUUCAGUGACGAGUGCUAUUCAACUGAGGUGGAGUCCUGGACCACUGGGGAGCAGCUGGCUGGCUGGAUCCUGCAGAGCAGAGGUCUGGAGUCGCCUCCCCGUGGCUGGUCUGUGUCACUGCACUCUGGGGACUCCUGGAAGGACUUGGCGGGCUGUGACUUUGUGCUGGACCUGAUUGGCCAAACUGAGGACCUGGGGGACCCAGUCUACUCCCACAGCUACCCCAUCGGCCCCCAGGGCUUAGCUGAUGACAUCCCCCCUGCCCCUGGUGUCCAGGCCCCCUCCCUGCCCCCGGGCCCCCCUCCAGGCCCAGCCCCAACACUGCCUGGCAGGAGCCACACAGGCACAUCCCAGACCUCAGGGAGUCUGGAUGGCUUCCUAGACCACCUCUUUGAGCCAGUCCUCUCCCCAGGCCUCAGUGAUCUGGAGCAAGGCCGGGCUCUUAGCAGUCGCAUGAAGGGUGGGGGCUCCAUUGGGCCCAUGCACCAAGGCGGCUACCCCAUGGUGUACCCGGGAAUGAUGCAGAUGCCAGGAUACCAGCCAGCCAUGAUGCCAGCACCCAUGCCCAUGAUGCCAGCUAUGAUGGUGCCCCCCCAGCCACCGCUGCCACAGCCCGUGCUUCCCAGUGUGGAUUCGAGGCAGCUGGCACGUGAGCAGCAGAACUUCAUCAACCAGCAGGCGAUGAUCCUGGCCCAUCAGAUGACUGUCCAGGCCAUGAACCUGUCCUUGGAACAGCAGAUGCGUCAGGAGAGAGGCAGUGGGCAGCACUCGCACCAGGCCUCACACCCAGCCCCUGCAGCUGCCUCUCCUGUGUCUGCUACCCCAGCCAGCGCCCCCAAGUCCAAGAAGCCCUCAGUUCCCCCGGAGGUGGAAUGGGAGGAGGAGGAGGAACCCGCACAGGAAAAAGCCCCUCACAGGUCUGAGUGGCCCAAGAGCUUCCAGGAGAAACGAGACUAUUUCCAGAACAUGGGGCAGCAGCAGAUCAAGGUGAAGAAGGUGAAACCUCCAGCCAAGGUGCAGAUCCCCCAGGGAGAGGAAGAAGAAGAGGAGGAAGAGGAGGAGGAGGAGCCCAGGGCAGUGUCACCAACUCCUCUCCCGGUAGCCAAGAAGCCACCCGCCUGCAAGCCACAAGGUGGGGUCAAAGCUGCACCAGAGGCUGAGGCUGAGCCGGCCAAAGCAUCAGGGCAAGGCAGUGAACGGGGGCAGCCCCAGGGCAGAGCUGUGGUGCGCAGCUCAGACCCCACACCCAAGAAGGAAAAGCCGAGAGAGCCCAGCAGAGAGAUCGGCAACAUCAUCCGCAUGUACCAGAGCCGCCCCGCCCCUGUGCCCAUGCCAGUGCAGCCUACCAGGAAGCCCACCAAAACUUUCCUGAAGAAAAAUGACCCUAAAGAUGAGGCUCUGGCUAAGCUGGGGAUCAAUGGGACCACCUCGCCCCCUUUGCCUCUGUCCCCCAACCCAGCAAAGGGCCCCCCACCAGCUGUGGCCCCUCGACCCAAGACCCCACGGCGACUCGGGGCCUCCAUCUCUAUCAAAGAGAAGCAGGGCCCCCUACAGCAGCUGUUUGGCCAGGCCCCGCCCACCACCCAGGCCCCCCCACCUCCACCAGCACCCCUGCUGCCUCCACCUGGGGACCCAGAGAUCCCUUCUGCUGAACCUCGAGGCUCAAAGGAGCCCAUGGAGGACCGGGGGAUCACCACCCAGCUGCUCGUGCCCUCAGGCAGUGUGUGUUUCUCCUAUGUCAGCCCACCCUGGAAGCUUUUCCUGCGCAAGGAGGUCUUCUACCCCCGGGAGCACUUCAGCCAUCCCUACUGCCUCACGCUUCUCUGUGAGCAGAUCCUCCGGGACACCUUCGCAGAUUCCUGCACCCGGAUAUCCCAGAAGGAAAGGCGUAGAAUGAAAGAACUGCUGGGAGACCUGGAGGUUGGCCUGGACUCUCUCCACAUGGCUGAGGACAGUGCCAAGAAACGUAUCGUGGUGGCUGCUCGGGACAACUGGGCCAAUUAUUUCUCCCGCAUCUUCCCUGUAUCGGGUGAGAGUGGCAGUGACGUGCAGCUGUUGGCCGUGUCCCACCGUGGGCUGAGACUGCUCAAGGUGACCCAAGGCCCCAGCUUCCACCCUGACCAGCUGAAGACUCUCUGCUCCUACAGUUUUGCCGAGGUGCUGAGUGUAACAUGUACGGGCCACUCAACCCUGGAGCUGUCGCUGAAGGGUGAGCAGCUGGUGCUGCACAGCAGCCGGGCAGGUGCCAUCAAGGCCAUGAUCGAGCUGUUCCUGAGUGAGCUCAAGAAGGACUCCGGCUAUGUGAUCGCCUUGCGAAGCUACAUCACAGAUGAUUGCAGCCUCCUCAGCUUCCACCGUGGGGAGCUCAUCAAGUUAUUGCCGGCGGCCACGGUGGACCCAGGCUGGCAGUUCGGCUCCACCGGAGGCCGCUCUGGACUCUUUCCUGCCGACAUAGUCCAGCCUGCCGCUGCUCCCGACUUCUCCUUCGCACCUGAGCAGAGACACAGCCAGCGCAAGAAUCGUGCAGAGCCAGGAUCAGCACAAGCGGUGGAGCACCCUGCCCACGUCCAAAGAAGCCAGGCUUACAGCAAUGACUCAGAGGCCACCAGCUUGCCUGCCUCUGGCAUCUACCUCUCACUGCCUGUGGAAUCCCAAGACUACAGCAUGCAGGAGUUUGCCCUCAAGUACUUCCGGAAGCCCCAGGCCUUGCUGGGCCAGGUGGGUGGAGGCACCGAGGGGAAGAGCACAGCUAGCCUUGUGCGCUACACUAAGGAACCCAUCCAGCAAUCGCUCAUCAGCUUCAGUGAUGAGGACGCCAACAAGAAGGCUGUGGAGAGCUUCCGAGCUCUGAUGCAGUUCAUGGGGGAUCAGUCUAAGCCCAGGGGCAAGGAUGAGCUGGAGCUCCUCUACCAGAUGCUGAAGCUGGGUCGAGAUGAGAACCUCAGGGAUGAGACCUACUGCCAGGUCAUCAAGCAAAUCACUGGAAACCCCCGGCCAGAACUCUGUGCUCGGGGCUGGAACUUCCUCAGCCUCUUCACUGGCUUCUUCCUCCCGUCAACCACACUGAUGCCCUACUUGACCAAGUUCCUGCAGGAGUCAGGCCUGAGCCAAGAGCUGGCCCGGAGUAGCCAGGAGCACCUGCAGCGCACAGUCAAGUAUGGCGGCCGCCAGCGGCUGCCCUCCCCAAAUGAACUACGCGCGUUCCUGAAAGGGCAAACAACCCGCCAACUGAUAAUCCACCUGCCCGGGGGUGUGGACUACAAGACCAGUAUUCAGACAUUCACGGUGGCAGCAGAAGCCCUGGAGGAGCUGUGUGGGAAGAUGGGGAUCACAGACCCGCAGGAAGUGCAGGAAUUUGCCCUCUUCCUCAUCAAGGGGGAAGGUAAGCUGGUGCGGCCCCUCCGGCCCCAUGAGUACCUCAACGACGUGCUGGUGGACCUGGAUCUGAGCGUGCACAGCCGGCGGCUCGGCUGGGAGACCCCGCUGCACUUCAGCAGCCCCACCUACGUCAGCACCCACUAUGGCCAGGUGCUGAGGGACUUCCUGCAGGGGAAGCUCCUGGUCAGUGCCCAGGCCGAUGCCCAGCUUGCCAGGCUGGCCGCCUUACAGCACCUCAGCAGGGCCCAAGAGGACACCCCUUCAGAGCGGGACGUGCUGGCUUACCUGCCGAAGCCGCUGCUUCAGCAGGUGCAUGUGGCUGCUCUCAAGAGCCUGGUGGUCCAGGAGCUGCGGCAGCUGCAAGGACACAGCCCCCAGAAAGCACAGAUCAGCUUCAUCGAGUCCGUGAGCCGGCUGCCCCUCUUUGGCUACACCGUGUACGUCGUGCUGCGGGUGAGCGGGAUGACCCUGCCCGGAUCCGGACUCCUGGGACUGAACCGUCAGCAUCUGGUCCUCAUGGACCCCAGCUCCCAGAAGCUGUGCUGCUCCAUCCCCCUGAGUGAUGUGAGGCGGCUCCACCUGUUGAGCCCACUGGAGGAAAAUGCGCCCCCAGGCCUGGAGCUCAACUAUGGCUCAGUGGACAACCCCCAGACCAUCUGGUUUGAGCUGCCCCAGGCCCAGGAGCUGAAGCACACUAUCUCCUUCCUGCUGGAGAGCAGCAGCGUUUCUGUUUAGUGAACCCCUUCACCCCAGAGGAGUGGGGGUGCGGCACAGGCCUAGAAGGGGCCCAAGGCUUGCCCAAGUGUUCUCCCUGAGUGCUACCAACCACUCUGGUUUGGACUUCACCGAGCAGCCGUUGUGGAGGCCCUGAGGCAGGGGCGGCUACAGCGACACCUAUCAGGAAAGUGGGCCCAGGUCCCUGGGAACUUGGCGCGGCCCGCUGAUGUUGCCCAGUCUGGGGGCAUGCCCUCACAGCCCCAGCUCAACAUCAACACAUGCUCAGCCCCUGGAGAGGCAGCUGCUGAGGAAUAAAACUCGAGAGAAGAGGGCUGUGUGUAUGUA
Molecule: messenger RNA, 9452 nt
Organism: Erinaceus europaeus (western European hedgehog)
Lineage: Eukaryota; Metazoa; Chordata; Mammalia; Eulipotyphla; Erinaceidae
Gene: MYO15B
Product: myosin XVB
Exons: 63
Coding region: 372-9125 (2917 amino acids)
Cellular component (GO): cytoskeleton; myosin complex
Molecular function (GO): cytoskeletal motor activity; ATP binding; protein binding
Source: RefSeq, a predicted model, not a curated record